CGCUCAAGGGUAAGAUGUAAACGAUAGACGGAUGGAAUAGACGGGUAUAUGUACACUACUAUCUCAUGUUCGAUGUGUUAUUAGAUUGACGACGUGGUUGCUCCGAUAGAAUUACACUAAUUAAUCCUGCCCUUGUUAUCCCUUCUGCCUGUUUAUUUUUCUCCCUCCGAGGAAACCGCACAAACACUGCAAACCCCCCUGACUAAUCCGCUUAUCGAUAACUAACCACCUGCAAAUCAGUUUAUCGAAAAUUGCUCCCCUCAUCGCCUCCACUCCACCAUCCUCAACUUCCCCUCCACCCAAUACUAGGGACCCCAAAAUGCCGCCCUCUCCCUGCGCCCUCUGCCACACCCAGCGGGCGGUGAUUAUCCGCCCCAAGGACCGCCAAAAGCUCUGCCGCGAGUGCUUCCUGCACGUGUUUGAAACCGAAGUCCACGAAACCAUCACCACCACCUCCCUCUUCCACCGAGGCGAACGGGUCGCUAUCGGCGCCAGCGGCGGCAAAGACAGCACCGUCCUCGCCUCGGUCCUUAAAACCCUCAACGAGCGAUACGACUACGGUCUCGACCUCUGCCUCCUCUCCAUCGACGAAGGCAUCAAAGGCUACCGCGACGACAGUCUCGAGACCGUGAAGCGCAAUGCCGAACAAUACAACAUGCCGCUGGUGAUCGUCAGCUACGGGGAUCUCUACGGAUGGACGAUGGACCAGGUGGUCGCGCAGGUCGGAAAAAAGGGUAAUUGCACGUACUGCGGCGUGUUCCGUCGACAAGCACUGGAUCGGGGCGCGGCGCGACUGGGCAUCAAGCACGUGGUGACGGGACAUAAUGCGGACGAUGUGGCGGAGACGGUGAUGAUGAAUUUACUACGUGGCGAUCUGCCUCGUCUCUCGAGAGGCACGAGCAUCGUGACGGGCUCGGCGGCGUCGGAUAUCAAGCGCAGUAAGCCGUUGAAGUACGCUUACGAAAAGGAGAUUGUGCUGUAUGCGCAUCACAAGCAGUUGGAUUACUUUAGUACGGAGUGCAUUUAUUCGCCCGAGGCGUUCCGGGGCAGUGCGCGCACGUUGAUUAAGGAUUUGGAGAAGAUUCGGCCCAGCUCAAUUCUGGAUAUUGUGCGCAGUGGUGAGGAUAUGGCGUUGUUGGUGCCCGCGGAGGUGCGGGGGAAGGCAGCGGCGGAGGAUGAGGAGGGCGGUGCUGGUGGGGGUUGUGGCAGUCAGAAUGGGCGCACGCGCGGAGGAGAGAUGGCAGAGAUGGAGCGGAAGCUGGCGGAGGAUGAGGCGGCCAAGGAUCGAGAGACCGAGAUCACGAUGCCACGGAGGCAGCCGGAGCCGUCGCAGAAGAAGAUCAAAUCGCAGGUGCUGGGGACGUGUGAGCGGUGCGGGUAUAUCUCGAGUCAGCGGGUGUGCAAGGCGUGCACGCUGCUAGAGGGACUGAAUAAGAACCGACCCAAGACGGCGAUUGAGGUGGGGUUGGAGGAUGAGGAGAGCAGUUCGACAUUGCGGAGACAGAUGGAGCAGGUUGAGUUGGGGAUGACCUAGCCUCUGCACAGCAAACAGCAUGACACCAGCAAUGCUGCAUAAACCCUGUCCUAUCACUUAUGUGCCACGAGAUACCUUAGAAGUCCCUUCCUCUUCAUCAUCGACCUUCCCAGAUGUUAACAGUCUAUAAUACAUCUACCAAAUACAUACAUCCAUAUCAUACAAACACGUAAAUCCAUGAACAAAAAAGGAGUAUCCCA
Aspergillus ibericus CBS 121593 is the source of this 1734-nucleotide messenger RNA. Its product is annotated as putative PP-loop ATPase superfamily protein. The transcript has a single exon. Gene Ontology annotation, biological process: tRNA wobble position uridine thiolation. Gene Ontology annotation, cellular component: cytosolic tRNA wobble base thiouridylase complex; mitochondrion. The coding region runs from base 320 to 1534 and encodes 404 amino acids. The record is from RefSeq and is a predicted model, not a curated record. NCBI's taxonomy places the organism in Eukaryota, Fungi, Ascomycota, Eurotiomycetes, Eurotiales, Aspergillaceae. Gene Ontology annotation, molecular function: tRNA binding.